Messenger RNA from Manis javanica (Malayan pangolin), 952 nucleotides. It is a transcript of the gene ARHGDIG, whose product is annotated as Rho GDP dissociation inhibitor gamma. The record is from RefSeq and is a predicted model, not a curated record. NCBI's taxonomy places the organism in Eukaryota, Metazoa, Chordata, Mammalia, Pholidota, Manidae. Gene Ontology annotation, cellular component: cytoplasm; membrane; cytosol. Gene Ontology annotation, molecular function: protein binding; Rho GDP-dissociation inhibitor activity. Gene Ontology annotation, biological process: Rho protein signal transduction.
CUGGGCGCGGGGGGCGCUCCCGGCCAGGAUGAGCUCACUGCAGUCGCGCCGGGGCUGAGCGCCGAGCCGGGCGGCGGCGGGGCAGGCGCGGCUCCUCGGCGGGGCCGGGCCGCGGCCACCAUGCUGGGCCUGGACGCGUGUGAGCUGGGGGCGCAGCUGCUGGAGCUGCUCCGGCUGGCGCUGUGCGCCCGAGUCCUCCUGACCGACAAGGAGGGGAGGCAGCUACCGCCGGAUGAGGCGCUGGACGAGGCCCUGCCGGAGUACCGGGCCCCGGGGAGGAAGAGCCUCCAGGAGAUCCAGCAGCUGGACCCAGACGACAAGAGCCUGGCCAAGUACAAGCGGGCUUUGCUGGGGCCCGGGCCGCCCGCCGCGGACCCCAGCCUGCCCAACGUGCAGGUGACCAGCCUGACACUGCUAUCUGAGCAAGCUCCAGGCCCCAUCACCAUGGACCUCACAGGGGAGCCGGCUGCACUGAAACACCAGGUGUUCAUCCUGAAGGAGGGCGUUGAUUACAAAGUGAAGAUCACCUUCAAGGUCAACAAGGAGAUCGUCAGUGGCCUCAAGUGCCUGCAUCACACUUACCGCCAGGGCCUGCGCGUGGAUAAGGCCGUGUACAUGGUGGGCAGUUACGGCCCAAGCGCCCACGAGUACGAGUUCGUGACUCCGGUGGAGGAGGCGCCACGGGGACCGUUGGUGCGUGGAGCCUAUGUGGUCACAUCCUUCUUCACGGACGACGACAGGACGGACCACCUGUCCUGGGAGUGGGGCCUCCACGUCUGCCAGGGCUGGAAGGGCUGAGCAUCCCCACCUCAGGGCUGUUUUCCCACCUGUGGUCCUUGUUUCCCCUAGCCCCUGUGACCAGACCCCCAGAUCCUCUGCCCUGGCCUGGCUGCCCACUCCCAGGCCAGCUCUGUGCCCUGAGCAGUCCUAUUAAAUGUCACCCUGUCUCUGU